Messenger RNA from Amoebophrya sp. A120, 7154 nucleotides. NCBI's taxonomy places the organism in Eukaryota, Dinophyceae, Syndiniales, Amoebophryaceae. The record is from the annotation of a GenBank genome assembly.
AAAACGCCCACGACCUCACUACCUCCGCCCCGGCGGCUAUAUUUGGUAGUCAUACGCACACCAAGGAAGUGAGCAGUAAGGCUUGCUUUCGAGAAUUCACGCAGAACAAUUCUUGCUUUCACUUGCGUGUGGCAUGCAAGCUGCCUUCGAAGAAGUGCGAUUGGUAAAGUAAGUACAUUCCGGCUGGCUCUGCCGAAGGUAAACGAUAUGUAUGAGCGAAGAUCUUUUCAACUGUCGAGGUCGUCAAAAAUAUCGAAUUGCAGGCUACUUGAGUAUUGUCAAAGUUUCAAAACUUUUACGCGUUGUACACGUAUUAAACCAUGCCGCCGAAAGGUGGCGGCGCCGCCGAGCUGGAGGCGAAUUCCACCUUUGAGGCCCGCGCGCCGGACGAGGUCCCCGCCCCCGAGGAAGUUGCCGCCUUCGAGCCGGCGACCAGGAGCCUGGCGCCGCGGCUGUACCCGGAAUUUGAUGCGGAAGCGAUCGAUCAAGUCAACUGGGGCUUCAAUUUUGUCGAGUCGUACUACCCCGACGUGAAUGUGGUGGACAAAAUCAACGUGAAGCAGAGCCCGGGUUCUUUCUUCGAUGCCGACUUUCCGGUGUGGUCAAAUGGAGUAUGAGAGUGCACAAGUCCCCCUCCUCCUCUUUUGUAUGGCAUGAACGGCAAUACAAGCAUCAGCAAGAGUGCCGGUUUUGCAUGACAAAUUUGCGCUGGAGUGUAGUGCUAUUUGGGCUGCCCGAACUUGUCAUGCAAACAGUGCCAAGAGCCAAGGCGCAAAUUAGGCAUUUUGCAUGACAAAUGAGGGGGAGGGGGGGUUGUGCACUGUCAAAUGGUGGCGCGGAGAAAAUCGACAAGGGGGUAGCCGUAUCCUGUGCAAAAGUAUCGUACUCGUCUUGCAAUCAUGCAUUACAAAUCUUUCUCUUAAGGUAAAUCAGCAUUACAAAUUUUAUCUCUCAUGCUGAGGAAAUUUGUAAUGCAUUUAUACGAUUACCUUUUGCAAUGCAUAAGCCGAGCGAACCACGGCCUGGCGCCGGGUCACGCACGUGAAGACUGCGGGACAUACCUUGGAGCCACCUGGUAUGGCGUUCUCAAACGUUACAUUCUCAACUGUUACAUGAAUUUGUCAUGCAAAAGAACCUUGUUAAGCCGGCAGAUCCAGAUGAUCGAGCUGCUUCGCAUGACAAAUUUCGGGAGGGCUAGACAGCAUCUAAAUCUGCGCCAAACUUGUAAUGCAAAAGGCGCAAUCUUCUUCCUUCCAAUUUUGCCAGUCUUGCAUUACAAAUUCAUGUUGUAAGAGUUGACGUUGAGAAUGUAACAUUUGAGAAUGCCAUACCUGGAGGUGCUGGAGGCGAGGAGGAAGGUGCGGGCGGAGAUGCAGCCCCGGCCCCGCUGGUGCGAUCUAGUUAUUCAUACAUCUUCGUGAUUUUCAUUUUUAUUGUCAUGCAAGGUUCUAGUUCAUUUUCAUAUUCUUUCAUCCUCAUACAUAGUCAUGUUCAAGAACGCGCACCAGCAAUAGCAAAGAAAAGGACGCAGGAACAGGAAGUGGUCCUCACUACUACUCAUUGCGUUCAAUAAGAUUCAUGUGCUCCUUAUUUGGAUGAAAUAAAAAUGCAGGCCAGCGAGGGGAAAAGCACGCAAGAUCAGUAUGACGAGUGGCUGGCCCCGCGAGGCGAGUCUUACUCGAAGUCCUGCAUGGUUGCGUUUCUGGAGAACUGCAAACAGUCCGAUAUGUACAAGGAGCUGGGCGUCCCUGUGCCAAAGCCGCCGGCAGACGGUAUUCAUUGUACUCCGUUUAUUGCGGUUUCGUGCUCUGUUCGCUGGAGAAAGAGUUGUAGAAAAUGCAGUUGUACGGAGAAGUCGUCCGUUGCGACGUGCUGAAUUUCAAUUUUUUUCUGAUGCAAUUAUUCGCUCCGAAACCAAAAUCUCGCGACGCAAAAUAAACAAUCGCUCCGUCAAAAAAUAUCCAGGCGACGAAGCGGAGCCGCAGCCAAAAUACCUGCGCAUGCCCGCCUGCAUGUACGUGCAGCCCACGCAAGACGUGGGUUGCGCCCAGGCUAUGGCGUCCGCUUUCGGGGUAAUAGAGGAGAACUGCGCGGAUAAGCUGCCGAACGGAUCCUACCUCUGGGAACUGAUCUACCCCCAGGCCGAGGUCAGUUUCAAGACGUUAGACCCACCAGCGCCACCCGCUGGGGAGGAGGAAGCGGCGGAGGUAUGAUUGAAUCUUUAAUCUUUUGUUUUGGUGCUGAUUGAUGUGGUCCUCACGACCUAGUACCAGUACGCAUCUGAUUUCGGGUUGUUCGCUAUUUGCAUGCAGCAGCUGCACAAACGAAGAGGAAGAUGAUGCGGUAGUUAAUACAUCGAAUUAUGGUGUUGAAGUCCACAAGCACAACUGAGUUCAUCUUCAACUUACUAUCCAAAUCAAUUCUAAAUUUCCGUCUCUCGAGGUUCCUCCCCCGCCGCCCCCUGGGAAAUUGAAGCUCCCCAUCAUCAACCCCAGCGGGAAAUACGUGGUGAAGCUCUUCAUCAUGGGUAAAUGGCGGGCCGUCGUGGUGGACGACACCGUGCCCUGCGAGAGCCUCGACGACGGACAGACCUUCACUUCGCUGCUGCCAAACGCGUGCACGAACUCCAUCCUGGCGCGCAUCCAGCAGAACAUGAGCAAAAAGCGCCGGCCGGCGAAGGUGGACCCCACUAAGGACUUGGACAAAAACGCCAGUCUUUGGUGCCAGAUUCUGGGGAAGGCGAUCUUGAAGGUAAGUACGAAUUCAGCUGUUCACGAAUGAGGUUGAGGAUUAGCUUCUGAUGUGCAACUACAAGAAGAAAGCUCGUCAGCAGUUGCUUGUGAUUAACAGUGUUGAUAGUUGUUCGCUGAAUUCUUGCAAAAGGAGCAUUGAAUGCCAAGUGCAGGAGGGAGCAUUCGGUAAACAAAGGACCUUGCUCUGCAAGGAGCGUACUCUCGCACGGCACGAGCUUCCUUUCACCACAGGUUUCCCGAGACUUCGACUUCGUACCCUUGCUCCACCUUUUAACCGGGUACAUUCCGGUCGUGGAGCCCCUUACCUGGGCCUAUGGAUUGCAAAAGUGUCUGGGUCUGGAAGAAUGCAACUUGUGAUGCUGCAUUUGGAUUCCAAAAAAAUCUGUAUUGCAUGAGCAGCAAAAGGAGUAUAAUUUCUGCUUCUACAAGGAUAGGGCAUUCGCAUUUGUCAUGCGGAAUAGGCAUCAAGAUGCCUUCAAAAAAUCUGUGAUGCUAGGGCGUGCAUCACAGACAUCAUGGCUCAUGCAAAACGUGCUUCACAACUCUCAUAGUCUUCCAGACCCAGACAUAUUUGCAGUGCAUAGGGCCCGGCUUUCCACGAAGAUCGAGGACAAGAGCGAAAUGCUGCACUUCAUGCUGAAGCCGGAAAAUAGUGAGCCCAUGCAGCCAAGGAGCAGCUUCGUGGGCACAGGAGCAAAUAAUGCCGCGCAAACAGAUAAUUGUGAAGAGCCGAAGGAGAAGAUUAUUCCGCAUUUGUUCGGCACGAUUUGCGAAAUCAACGAGAACAAGGACGAGAAGGGGACAUUGCUGCACAGGCAAGUGCGCGUGAAAAUCGCGGGUGGGCUGAAGCUAUGCAUUGCAAAAGUACAACCGUAUAACUAGCAGGCAUCGCUCAACAAUUAUUUUCAAGAAGAAGAGAGUGUGACGUGUAUUGCUUUUUGGGUUUGGCAACGAUGUUUGUCAGGCCCAGGCGACGUGAUGUGCAAUUUAUACGAGCACUUUUGCAGGGGAUAGAAGCCGGACUGGGCCAUGGAGAGCAAAAUGUUAAGGCACGUGAAAUAUCAAAUGCAAAUGUGUCUUGGUCUGGAAAGUUGUGAUGCUAAUGUCCGAAUACUUAUACGCAACCUGUGUUAGCAGGGGGGCGCGCAUGAGAAGUUUCUGAGCGGCUUUAAUGUCUAGCGUGCGCCGGCGCAUGACAAAGAAAUCGCCUUCUUGGAUGACCACAAACAAGUGGCGCUGUAGCGCAACAAGCAUGACAGACUUUUCUGUCUGGUUGGCCAUCAAGGAGCAUGACAAACUUGCAACAUUCUUCCAGGCCCGGAGAUGAUAUUUGCAAUGCAUAUGAAAAUGGAGAUGCCAGAAUCGAGCGACAGUGAGGAGGACGCGGACGAUGACGAUGGGAAAGAUUCCGCGAGGCUGUCAGCGUCCGACCCGGGUGGCUUAACCGUAACGGCGGAGGAAAUCGCGGAAAGAGAAAAGAAGAGGGAAGCGUAUUAUAAUAGUUUUGGUGGUGGUGGGUUUUGUACUUAAAUAACGUUAUUAAGCAAUACUCAAUUUCUAUUUCGUAUUCGUCUUUGUCUUGCAUGGAGUACAACUCGUCGACUUCGAUUUAGCAUGACAUGAUCUCUGUGAAAGAAUCUACGCGUCUUCCAACUACAGAGCGCGCAAGGCCCGCGAGGAGGCACGCAUCGAACUUCGGCGCAAGUUGGAAGAGGGUGACAGUUUGACGCGGAAUAUCCUGAGUGAAAACGUCCCCACACCAUAGUCAAGAUGGGGAAUCGGCUAGACAAAUCCACAAGCUUUGGCUCUUUUGCAUGACAAAUUUGGAUUCGUAGUGUAGUGCUGUUUGAGCUAGCUCAGCAGCAUCACAGAUCUAGCAUACCAUGCUGAUUGGAGCAUGACAAAUUGCAAAGCACGAUUAUAAAAUGCUUCUCAUGGGGCUCCGCAUGAGAAACAUUUUCAGCAUGCAGAUUUGCAUUACAACUAUGGGGUGAGGACGUUUUUAAAUAGGAUACGGAAUAUCGACGGCGGCUACUGGAUAUGAAGUGCAAAUAUGUCUGGGUCUCCUUGAAGUAGAGUUUGGGCUUGUCAUGCACAUUUUGCAUGACCCGUCAGGUUUGUGAUUCUGGUGCUAGCGUCACAGAUUCUUUCAGAACGUCUUGAUGCUAAUUACGCAUGACAAAUGCCCUCUCCGCGACGUGCCAAGAGCUGACUCCUCUUGCUGCUCAUACAGCACAGAUAUUUUUAGACUCCGCAGACAGCAUUACAAGUCUCACACAUUUGCAGUUGAUACUGGAUCAACUGGACGGACGUGGUGGACCUGGCCACCCACUUCUCCUUUUACGAGUCCGCGGACAAAUUCACCUGUGUGGAGCACUAUGGAUUGCAAGAGUGAUCGUACUUGUACUAAAGAUUGCAGUCAUGCAUUACAAAUGUUCGCAUUAAGGGAAAUCCGCAUUACAAAUUCGAUUUAUCAUGCAGAAGAAAUUGAAAUUUGUCAUGCGCUAGCGAUUUCUACUAGUUUAAGUUAUUUUACUAGUACGAGUCUCUUGCAAUGCAUAAGCACGACUCGGUCCCGGUGGAAGACGCGGAGAGUUCGAAAGUCAUGCUGUAUCAAAAGGAAAAGACCCCCCUUCCCAUAUCAGAACGAAAUUUCUGAUGCUGGAUUUGCGUACAUAAAUCAGCCUCGUCUUGCAGUAGAAGAGGACUGCAGGCCCAUAUCGAGCCUGACUGGAGAGGUUUUGUGACAUAGGCGCCCAGCAUGACAAAAGUCCAUGCUGUAGGCCUAACAGCAUCACAAACCGCUGGCACAAUGCGGGGGGCCUUCUCGGAUUGCCUUCUUGCAAGACAGAAACGAUUUGUGAGUACAAAUCAGCAUCACAAAAGAUAUCUUUUCAGUAAGGGGAGGUGGGAUUAUUUUUCCUCGCGAUAUGCUGCCCACAAAGCCCAUGCUCCUCACCGUCCGCGUCCGGCCGAGCAAAGGUGGACCAGGACAAACAGCGAGUGCAACAACUUCGCCCACUAUCAUUUGUAAAAACGUCCCCACCCCAGAGUCAAGAUGGGGAUUUUGCAACACAUUUCUCGAGGUUUUGGGAGCCACGCAUGACAAGUUGCAGGCUGUAGUGUAUUGCAGUUUAGUAAGGGAAGCCGCAUAACAAAUCCAUCUCCUCAUCCUGUUUACAGCAUUACAAGUUCCAAAAUACAAUGGGAAAUGCCUCUUGUGAGGAUGCGCAUUACAAAUGCUCUUGUGCUUGCAGAUCUGCAUGAUAACUCUGGGGUGGGGAUGCCUUUACACAGGAGACCCACCGAUACUUCCUCAUCCUCGGAAAAAAUCACCGACUCCACGCUGCUGCUCUGGUCUGCCACGCAGCCCGACGGCACGCCUGAGGAGGGGGAAGAAGGACUACCCGACGAAGGAGCUAGUCCGGCGGACCCCGCGGAAACGGCGGCGCCAACCAAGGCGUCGUCGAAAUCGUCGGGAAAAAAAGAAAAAGACGCAGCCGCGGGGUCUGGUACAACAACUUCCCAACAGGAACAACAGGGCGGGUCGACAAGUAGCACGGCCAUUCCGACCUGCCAAGUCGUGCUCGCGGUGGAGCCGAUGGACCCAUCAGUACAUGCGGGGAGCUACUUUUUCCGCGCGAACAACUGGAAGUUCAACAGCUACCCGAACACUACGAGCACAGGGUCCUCGGGUGGAAAAAUAUCAAACCCGUUCACGACCGGUUUCCAGAAGCUCGCAAAUCACCUUUGUUACGCGAAGAAGGCCGCGGCUGGGAGUGCUGGUGCAGCAGAGAGCGAUCCGGACGCGCCGGACCCGUUCUGCUACUUCGACUACAACCCGCUGGCGCUGUCUGCCACCUGCACACACGUGACGGGUCCGAACGCGCCAAGGGUGCAGGGGUGUUUCGACGUGCCGGUGGUCGCAAACGGGUCGGAGCUAUGCUUCGCAAAUAUGUCUGGGUCUGCAAGAAUGCAGGUUUCGUUUGUCAUGCUUGUCUGGCAUGACUCUUAGAUCUGUGAUGCAUGAGCAGGACAAGGCCCUCUUGCCUGUCAUGCAAAAACGCAGUUUGCCAUGCAGUAAACGAAACACAUAAAAAACCGCUCAAAAAAUUGUCAUGCUUGGCGGCAUAUCGCAGUGCGCCCACCAUUCACAGAUUUGCAUCACAACUUUCCGGACCCAGAACGACUUGCAUUUGAUAUGAGCACUGCUUCUUGCUGAUCGAGGAUCCGACAAAAUCGGGAGCGAAACACCAGGUGUUGCUGAAAAAGUGCAGCGUGCCUAGUUCUGUAUCAGGAGCCGAAACUACGACGCUGAUGAACUACGAAGCCAGGGCGACAUUCGUCGAGCCCGCGGACUACCUGGAGCAACGAGCACACAUCCCGGUUCUGAAGAUCGGA